This is a messenger RNA of Pyrus x bretschneideri (Chinese white pear), 1516 nucleotides long. Its product is annotated as chalcone synthase. Bases 107 to 1276 code for a protein of 389 amino acids. Gene Ontology annotation, biological process: polyketide biosynthetic process. Gene Ontology annotation, molecular function: acyltransferase activity, transferring groups other than amino-acyl groups. The transcript is spliced from 2 exons. NCBI's taxonomy places the organism in Eukaryota, Viridiplantae, Streptophyta, Magnoliopsida, Rosales, Rosaceae. The record is from RefSeq and is a predicted model, not a curated record.
CCCUUCCCGGCUAUCUUACUUACCAUUGCAAUUUGCAACAUCUGUAACUCCUCACCACAACUAGCUCCUUAGUCUCUCUUCGAUCUUUCUUGACAACCCGACAAAAAUGGUGACCGUCGAGGAAGUUCGCAAGGCUCAACGGGCUGAGGGUCCGGCCACGGUAUUCGCCAUUGGGACAGCAACUCCUCCCAAUUGUGUGGACCAAGCUACAUACCCCGACUAUUACUUUCGUAUCACCAACAGUGAGCACAAGGCUGAGCUCAAAGAAAAAUUCCAGCGCAUGUGUGACAAAUCUAUGAUCAAGAAGCGUUACAUGUACUUGACUGAGGAAAUUCUAAAGGAGAAUCCAAGUGUGUGCGAGUACAUGGCACCCUCACUUGAUGCUCGGCAGGACAUGGUGGUUGUUGAAGUCCCAAGGCUUGGCAAAGAGGCUGCCACCAAGGCCAUCAAGGAAUGGGGACAACCCAAGUCCAAAAUCACCCACUUGGUCUUUUGCACCACCAGUGGUGUCGACAUGCCCGGCGCUGACUACCAACUCACCAAGCUAUUGGGCCUUCGCCCCUCUGUCAAGCGCCUCAUGAUGUACCAACAAGGCUGUUUCGCUGGAGGCACGGUUCUCCGUUUGGCCAAGGACUUGGCCGAAAACAACAAGGGUGCACGUGUUCUUGUUGUGUGCUCUGAGAUCACCGCGGUCACCUUCCGCGGGCCUAGUGACACCCACCUUGACAGUCUUGUGGGUCAAGCCUUGUUUGGCGACGGUGCAGCAGCCGUCAUCAUUGGUGCUGACCCAGUGCCCGAAGUCGAGAAGCCCUUGUUUGAAUUGGUCUCGGCAGCACAAACCAUUCUCCCCGACAGUGAUGGGGCUAUCGACGGACAUCUCCGUGAAGUAGGGCUUACAUUUCACCUUCUGAAGGACGUUCCCGGUCUUAUUUCAAAGAGCAUCGAAAAGAGCCUUAACGAGGCCUUCAAGCCUAUAGGCAUUUCAGACUGGAACUCGCUCUUCUGGAUUGCACACCCAGGUGGCCCUGCUAUUCUGGACCAAGUAGAGGCCAAGUUGGCACUGAAGCCAGAGAAACUAGAAGCGACAAGGCAAGUGCUGUCAGAUUACGGCAACAUGUCGAGUGCGUGUGUCUUGUUUAUUUUGGACGAGGUGAGGAGGAAGUCAGCCGAGAAAGGACUGAAGACAACUGGAGAAGGACUAGAAUGGGGUGUGCUGUUCGGAUUUGGGCCUGGCCUCACGGUGGAGACCGUCGUGCUUCACAGCGUGGCUGCUUGAAGACACCAGUAGCAAUGUCGAUUUAUUUAUCUGCUUCUAGUUCGUAUAUGUAUUGUUUCCACUUUUUUCUGGUCAGUUUUUGGUUUUCGUAUAUUUUUUUAGUUUGAAAAGUGCAUGGGCGCCAUGGGUAAACUUUGUUGCAAGGGCUGCGUUUACUAUAACAUUGAUGGAAGAAAAAAAAGGCCCUGAUUGGGGACUGUAACGAGUUACAUAUUGAUGAAUAAUGCUAAAAUUUUCCAA